Aphanomyces invadans is the source of this 1421-nucleotide messenger RNA. RefSeq lists its product as hypothetical. Gene Ontology annotation, cellular component: cytoplasm. Gene Ontology annotation, biological process: protein prenylation. Gene Ontology annotation, molecular function: protein prenyltransferase activity. The coding region runs from base 6 to 1133 and encodes 375 amino acids. The record is from RefSeq and is a predicted model, not a curated record. NCBI's taxonomy places the organism in Eukaryota, Oomycota, Saprolegniomycetes, Saprolegniales, Verrucalvaceae. The transcript is spliced from 7 exons.
GGAGGAUGAUAAGUGCUGCUGGUGCACUUCCAGAGCGGGAUUUUGUGGCCGAGGUGACCAGCCUCUUCACGGAGGACCCAGACAUUGAUGAAAUCGGGAUUAUCCACUUGGACGACGACCACGACACGUUUGUGCUGGACGAGCACAAGCUGGGCAUUGCCAUGAGCAAGAUCCCUGCAAUCCACCGGCAAGCCAAGACUUCGUUCUUCCACGCCAACAAAUUCAAUGAUGUCGAUGGCAUUUUGAAAGCAUCCCGGUGCAUGUUGCUCGUCUGCGCCGACUUCUACACGGCAUGGAAUGCAAGGAAAACCCUCAUUUCCCAAGGCAUCGUGACGGAAGAGGCUGAAAUGAAAUUCUCGAGGCUCAUUUUAACCCAUCAUGCCAAGAGCAUUGACACGUGGGCCCACCGUCGUUGGGUUCUUCAACGUCUCGUUCCACGGCUUGAAGGCGACAACCUCGCACCGUUCCUUGCGCGUGAACUCUCGUUGUGUGCAAAAUUGUGUGAAGAAUUUCCUCGCAACUACUUUGCGUGGUCGUAUCGGUACUGCAUUUGCACAAAACUACCGCUUCCGCUGCUCCUCACGGAAUUCCACGACACAUCGAGGACCUGGUGCCAGCGCCAUUUGUCGGACAGCUCAGCAUGGAAUCUUCGACUUCUCGUGUUGCUGCUUCUGCUGCCCCGUGUUGCUCAGCCACUGGCCGUCGUUGCAGACGAACUUGCUGCCCAUUCACGUCUACAAACGAUGUACCCUGACCGAGACGCCUUGUGGUGCCAUCGUCGUGCCUUGCUGAAAAUCGCAGCGUCGCAACUCUCAAUCAGAUCACCUGCCGUUUGGAGCACCGACACCACGCUCCCAAACUUCGAGUGGACAUCCGCGACGGCAGUAGAUGCCUUCAUUCGGCGCGAAGUGCAGUUUAGUGCUGACGUCGGCACAGCCGGUGCAUUGAGAUAUGCACUGUUUGGUCUCGACUGGAUUCUUAAGCGAGAGGACCGGCACACCCUUCCGCCUCGAGUCACCGAAUGGCAUGCCGAGACUUGCCGUCGGCUGUCGAUCGCCGACGCGAUUCGGGCACAGUUUUGGCUCGGUCGACUCACUUCAGACCAACGCAGUGCCGAAUCUACCACGCCAUGAAUAUUGGAGCCUUGUGCAGGGUUGUCGUCGUCUAGGUCGUUGGGGAAUCGUCGCGCACGCAAAGAAACGCUCUUGCGCAUUCCAUCUCGAUGCUGAGAGUUGUUCAAUCGAGUCGAUGCCGACGUCGAAAUGAAAGCGUGCGGAAAUAUACGUCUGUUUCAGCACUGUCAAAGUGCGUUUUCAGGAGCAUCGAAGUACAGGACGACAGCAACAUGGCUCGAGUGCCGCUGGCAGCUGGCCAGGAUAUCGAGACUAUCCCUGCUCUACGACCAUUGCAGCAUUCACCGA